AUGCAGAGACUAUUCAGAGGCCAGCUGGGUUGCACAGACAACCGUCCAGAAAUCAUCCAAAGAGCCAUCAAGAACCUGAAGGAGAUGAGCAGUGAUAAAAUCUCUCCUGACAGGAGCAUCAACAUCUUCCACUGUCUGACAGAGAUGAACGACCUCUCAGUACACCAGGAGAUCACAGAGUUCCUGAAGUCAGGGAACAGAUCAGAGAAGGAACUCACUGAGAUCCACUGCUCAGCUCUGGCCCACAUGCUGCAGAUGUCAGAAGAGGUUCUGGAUGAGUUGGACCUGAAGAAGUACAACACAUCAGAGGAGGGACGACUGAGACUGAUUCCAGCUGUGAGGAACUGCAGAAAGGCCAAUUUUACUGGCUUUGGACUCUCAGAGAUCAGCUGUGCUGCUCUGGCCUCAGCUCUGAAGUCAGACCCCUCCCAUCUGAGAGAUCUGGACCUGAGUGAGAACGGUUUGAAGGAUCCAGGAGUGAAGCUGCUGAGUUCUGGACUAAAGAGUCCAAACUGCAGACUGCAGUCUCUCAGACUGAUUGGCUGCAGGUUGUCAAAGAUCAGCUGUGCUGCUCUGGUCUCAGCUCUGAAGUCCAACCCCUCCCAUAUGAGGGAUCUGGACCUGAGUUACAACGAUCUGCAGGAUUCAGGAGUGGAGCUGCUGAGAGAUCUUCUGGAGAGUCCAGACUGCAGACUGGAGACUCUCAGUCUGAGGAAAUGCUGGUUGUCAGAGAUCAGCUGUGCUUCUCUGGUCUCAGCUCUGAAGUCCAGCCCCUCCCAUUUGAGAGAUCUGGACCUGGGUGACAACCAUCUGAAGGGUUCAGGAGUGAAGCUCCUGAGUGAUCUUCUGGAGAGUCCAGACUGCAGACUGGAGACUCUCAGACUGAGGGGCUGCUGGUUGUCAGAGAUCAGUUGUGCUGCUCUGGUCUCAGCUCUGAAGUCCAACCCCUCCCAUCUGAGAGAUCUGGACCUGAGUGACAACAAUCUGCAGGAUUCAGGAGUGAAGCUGCUGAGAGAUCUUCUGGAGAGUCCAGAUUGCAGACUGCAGACUCUCAGUCUGAGGGGUUGCAAGUUGUCAGGUAUCAGCUGUUCUGCUCUGGCCUCAGCUCUGACGUCCAACCCCUCCCAUCUGAGAGAUCUGGACCUGAGUCAGAACUACAUGCAGGGUUCAGGAGUGAAGCUGCUGAGAUAUCUUCUGGAGAGUCCAGACUGCAGACUGGAGACUCUCAGGAUCAAUGACCAGACGAUCAGAGCCAAGAAACAGAAGAGAUGAGACUCCGAUGUCAAACAGGAAGUGAAAACAGGAUGAACUGACGGUAUAUUCUGAUUAAAGAACAAACAAACAAUCAAGAUAGAUUUGAUAAUCGGAAAUCUUCCAAAGUUUAAUUUACCUUAAAAAAUGUACUUAUAAUAUCAGAUUCAGGAUCCGGUUUAUUGCCCGUUUUUACACAUGCAAGGAAUUUGUUUUGGUGUGUUGUUGCAUAGAGGAGAAACAUAAAUAUAAAAUACAAAAAUCAUAUUUUCUAAAGAAAUAGAUGUCUUUAUAUACCAGCGCUGUGAUUGGCUGGUCUCACUGUGCUGUGAUUGGCUGGUUCUUUUGAAUAUUACUUUAUUUAUACAACAUGUUUUCUGACAUGUAAUGUUUAAAUAUGCUCAUGAGGUGUUAUGUAAUGCUAACCUUUAGUGGAUUCAGGGAGAAAUCUACUAGACAGAAUUAUUCAAAUGUUUCUUGAGGAGACUUCAGAUAUUUUUCCUUCAUAUAGAAAAUGAUUUUGAUUAUGUUUUUAGGUUUCUCUCCAUCUUGUCAUUGUAAUAAACAGUGAUUGUCUGCGUGGGAACUGUAUUAGCUGUAUGGGUGUAUUUGACCUUGAACGACCCUGUGACCCUAAAAUAACCUCCUGACCCCUGACUCUUCGUCCGUUACAUCGUACAUCAUCAGUUUGAAUUAAUGGGGAAACCACCAACACACAUCAGACUCUUCCAGAGGCGCCAGUGAUCACAGUUUGAUUAAUAAAUGGAUGUGGACAUGAACAUUAAAACAAUAUUUUAGUGAUUAUAAUUGUGUAUAAAGCCUACUGUGUAGGAUUAAAGUGGAUUUGGACGAAACUAC
Molecule: messenger RNA, 2109 nt
Organism: Trematomus bernacchii (emerald rockcod)
Lineage: Eukaryota; Metazoa; Chordata; Actinopteri; Perciformes; Nototheniidae
Product: ribonuclease inhibitor-like
Exons: 8
Coding region: 1-1272 (423 amino acids)
Molecular function (GO): protein binding
Source: RefSeq, a predicted model, not a curated record